AUGGUCAUAUUCAUCUGUGCCACUGUGAUAUGGUUCUGGUUAACUUCAGCGCCAGUCUUGAGACCGAAGAGCGCCGCCUGGACUCUCGCAGCAGAGAUACUGGAUAUACUUGAUGCUGUUGUGGAUGGAUAUGUACACCCUUCUAUGAAUUCAUCCGUGCAAGCAGAAGAGAGCUUUUUGGCCCGCCUCCUCGAGCAAGACACAGCUGCUCAACAACUCCUACGACGUUUCUCCGACCUCUCUCAAAUUGAUUCAUGCUUCUCGUCACAUAGUGCUAUUGAAGCGACUUCUGCACCGCCUGUCAUGCCAUUUACUGUGCCCACUUCUCAUAUCUACAACGUGUCUGGUUCUCGCAUCAAGCCCAUCUCGUGUCUGUGCUCUUCUCUUGCAGGAAAGAGACUGACAAUGGUAGGUGGCGAUCAUGUGCACCGCUUCCACAACCUUCUCCUUGAACACCAGAGGAGAUUCGAAGGGAAACGCUUUCCAUGCCUCGGGAAGGAGUUCUGUACCCACCAUCAUCUGUGCUCACGGGCCACCCGCAACAAUCCCGUCCUUAAAGAGGAGCUUUCACGCUAUAUCCGUUCGCCAUCCACCGAAGAGCUUGUGCAAACUGGUUCAUCAUUGGUCAAUUACGUUCUGUCGGAUACUCUUCUUACCUUGCCCGACCCAGAGGCGCCAGAAUAUUCCGUACCGUAUAUCCACCCCUUCAGUGGCGUAAGGUCUCGCGAAACGUAUUGGCUAGCUUCAGCGAGGAAAGCAGACAUCCUUAUACUGGGAAGGGGACCGUUUAGCGCACCGCCCUCGACGUACACAGGGAACUGGUCAUUCCUUUCAGAUGUUCCAACUUACACAAGGAGUUAUCAUGUGAACCCUUUGUUUGCAUCACCGAUACCAAAACCCCUUCAGAUCGUGGAUGCUGCAGUGCAUGCUACUCUUUCAGUCUUUCUCCCUGAAAUCCAACACACGCUAGACGCACUCCGCGCCAACGGAUGCCUUGACAGAAAAAAGAAAGUUAUUUGGUUGGUCAGCCAGCCGCGACUUCCUGAGAAGGGCCACGGUCAGACAAACGCUCUUCGCACACAUUUACUUCCCAGAGGACAAGGCGAGCCAUCUCCGGGCGACCCGAAAGCAGUUCUCCUUCGCCACCUUGCAGUGCUAUCGACUGACGAGCGCCCAAAAGAUUCAUGGACACUUUACUACAACGUCCAAGUCUACUUACAAGACCGUCUUCUUCGUCAAGUUCUGCCACGCUUCGGAGUUCCCCUCUUGCAGUUAGGGACACGCCUCGUCGAAGCUGGCCCUGGUGUUGCCGGCCCUUAG
This is a messenger RNA of Suillus discolor, 1320 nucleotides long. RefSeq lists its product as uncharacterized. The record is from RefSeq and is a predicted model, not a curated record. NCBI's taxonomy places the organism in Eukaryota, Fungi, Basidiomycota, Agaricomycetes, Boletales, Suillaceae. The coding region runs from base 1 to 1320 and encodes 439 amino acids. The transcript has 2 exons.